AUGUGGAGGAUGCAGGAGGGUAGGACACUGUCACCCCUCGCUGAAAUAGGACCGGUAGCGUGUUUGGGUGAGGAAGUGAAUCUGCGGGCGGUGGUGCCACAUCAGGAGAGGAGACGUGUGUUGUUGCACGUGAGAACUGGUGAGACAUUUGUGAGUUACGAUAAACAACAAAUGCGUUCGUCUGGUGUUGCUGCUGCCACACCGAUUGACGAGACAAUUGGUGUGAUGGAUGAGGAUAUCGAGGGGGUCAGGGAUAAACACUGUGAGGAGAGUGUUUCGGUUAAUGAGAGGAGUGAGGAUGACGAGUCGGAGGACGAUGAGGAUGGUGAUUUGGAUAAUGUUGAGGAUGUGGUGAAUCGUAAUGGAAGUACGAGAAUUGGAAGGGGUGAGAAUGGGGAUGAUGAGGAUGAUCAUGGUGAACAGAAUGGCAACUAUCCGGACGAUGAGGAGAUCGAGGUCGAUGUCUGUCGUGAACCUGAUAGUAAUCCAAGCAGUCCGGUUGACCUCACUGCCUCCUCCAGGAGCUCAACCGAUCAGUAUCAUCCUUUUGUCAGUCGCACUGUCAAUGUUCAUGCACUCGCGUGUUUACAGACUGCUGGGGGAAUUCAUGGUGAUCUUGUUAAUGGUGCUAGUGUUAUUGGUAAUUCAGCGACGGCCGGUGGGGGCUUCAUGGGUGGACAUGCAACUGGUUCCAUGGCGCCGUCCAUUUGCAAUGUGGGGGGGCACUUGUCGAGGAGUAAUAAUGGGGGUAAUUGUAUCAGUAAUACGUCCGGUGCUGUUACGGGGAGCAAGAGGGGGCUUGCAUUUUCCGUUGAAAAUAUUCUCGAUCCUAAUAAGUUCACCGGCGGACGGGUUAUUCAUGAUAGGAUUCAGCACAGGAGAAGGAGGAGGAGAACUGGUAGUCUUCAUGAAGAUAGUGACUCGAGAGGAGAAUUCGCCAGUGGGAGUGGUCAGGAGGACGACGUGCAGGAUCAGGUGGAGGAUAUGGAGGAAGAGGCGGAUGAGGAUGACGAGGAUGAUGACGAUGUCGACAUGCAAGUUGAUCAGGGACGUGAGACACCGAUCGCGGCUAGGGAUACCACGUCGAAUGGCUCGGCGAGUAGCAAAAAGCGUUCGUCAUCGUCGACGUCCUCCAGCAAUGGCCAGGGCCAAUCCUGUGGGCAGAGCUCGCAGAAUGGUGGAGGUGGCUCGGGAAAUUCGGGGAACACUGGUGGCAAGCCGAGGAGAGCACGAACAGCAUUUACCUAUGAGCAGUUGGUAGCACUGGAGAACAAGUUCAAGACAACGAGGUACCUGUCAGUCUGCGAACGACUGAACCUAGCACUGUCCCUAUCCCUGACGGAGACCCAAGUGAAGAUAUGGUUCCAGAAUCGCAGGACCAAGUGGAAGAAGCAGAACCCUGGCUUGGAUGUGAACAGUCCAACAGUGCCGACAACACCACCUCAUCCCUCACCCUACGGACCAGCCUUCCUCUUCGCUACGCAUCCUCACAGCCAUCCACACGCUCAUCACCCACAUCAACAUCCUCACAGUCACGUACAUCAUCCACCCCCACCGCCACCUCCACCUCCUGGGUAUUAUCAUCAUCCAGGGGCUUAUCCACCCACUGGUCCAACUUUCUUUGGCCAUCACCUGACAACACCUGUAUCAGCACCCAACGCCGUUACCUCAUCCACACCUACCUCCACAGGUCUCUCAUUAUCAGCACACGUCGCCCACGCACACGCACACGCACAUCCGCACGCGUAGCGCCCUCCGUAGAUCAUAAUAAUGUA
This is a messenger RNA of Fopius arisanus, 1775 nucleotides long. It is a transcript of the gene slou, whose product is annotated as slouch. Gene Ontology annotation, biological process: regulation of transcription by RNA polymerase II; cell differentiation. The transcript has 2 exons. Lineage: Eukaryota; Metazoa; Arthropoda; Insecta; Hymenoptera; Braconidae. Gene Ontology annotation, molecular function: DNA-binding transcription factor activity, RNA polymerase II-specific; RNA polymerase II cis-regulatory region sequence-specific DNA binding. The record is from RefSeq and is a predicted model, not a curated record. Gene Ontology annotation, cellular component: nucleus. The coding region runs from base 1 to 1749 and encodes 582 amino acids.